Kuraishia capsulata CBS 1993 is the source of this 741-nucleotide messenger RNA. RefSeq lists its product as uncharacterized. Gene Ontology annotation, molecular function: DNA binding; RNA polymerase II general transcription initiation factor activity. NCBI's taxonomy places the organism in Eukaryota, Fungi, Ascomycota, Pichiomycetes, Pichiales, Pichiaceae. The coding region runs from base 1 to 741 and encodes 246 amino acids. Gene Ontology annotation, biological process: DNA-templated transcription initiation. The record is from RefSeq and is a predicted model, not a curated record. The transcript has a single exon.
AUGGACUCUUUGAAACUGCCAACCACGGCUGCCCAGGCCAAGGCGUUUACCGCGCAGGGCUCGCUGGCGUUUCCAAUGAAUCAAAAUGAGAUGCAGACCUUCAAGCAGGAGUCGGCCACGACAACUUCUGUGGAUCCAAUCAUCAAGUCUCCGGAGGAAGAUGUGCAAUUGCAGCAAGAAGACACAGAGAGCGCAGCCUCCGGAAUCGUGCCAACAUUGCAAAAUAUCGUUGCCACGGUGAAUUUGGAGUGCCGUCUGGAGCUGAAGACAAUUGCCUUGCAUGCUCGUAACGCUGAGUACAAUCCCAAGCGUUUUGCCGCUGUGAUUAUGAGAAUCAGAGAGCCAAAGACCACUGCCUUGAUUUUCGCGUCGGGUAAAAUGGUGGUGACGGGUGCCAAGUCUGAGGACGAUUCCAAGCUUGCAUCCAGAAAAUACGCUAGAAUAAUACAGAAACUGGGAUUCGACGCCAAGUUCACCGACUUCAAGAUUCAGAAUAUCGUGGGGUCAUGUGAUGUGAAAUUUCCAAUAAGAUUGGAGGGUCUUGCGUUUUCCCACGGAACUUUCAGUUCGUACGAACCAGAGUUGUUCCCUGGCUUAAUUUAUAGAAUGGUGAAACCGAAGAUCGUGCUGUUGAUCUUCGUUUCCGGAAAGAUUGUGUUGACAGGUGCGAAACAGAGAGAGGAGAUUUACAAGGCGUUCGAGGCUAUUUACCCUGUGUUGAGUGAGUUUAGGAAGUCGUGA